GAUAACUACUUUCCGGAAGUGGCUAAGUUGCUGCUUCCCGUGGGCACGCGAGUGGAAAGCGCUUGACAUAAACAUAAUGCAGCUACAGAAGAUACCUUUAUCUAAGUCCAGUUGAAGCCUCAGCAACAUGGCGAGCAGAGACAAGAUCCUGCAGUACGAAUCCUUUAUAAGCGAUGUUCUGAAGAGAGACCUGCAGAAGGUACUGGAGCAGAGAGAUGGAGUUUAUGAGAAGAUCAGCCAAUAUCUCCAGCUGAAGAACACCAUUCAACGCCUGCAGGAGUCUGGAGACAGUGAGCUGAAGACUGAGGUGGACCUGGGAUGUCACUUCUAUGUCCAGGCACAUGUGGAGGACUCCUCCAGGGUCUUUGUGGCGGUGGGCUACGGCUUCUUUGUGGAGAUGAGCCACGCCGAAGCUCUCCGCUUCAUAGAGAAGAAAACCAGGCAGCUGAACGCCUUCACAGAGCUGCUCACCAAAGACUCGGCCAAGAUCAAGGCUAACAUCCGCAUGGUGCUGGAGGGUCUGCGGGAGCUGCAGGGUCUAGCUGAACUCCCAGAGGUAGACCAGCAAGGAGUCUAGGAAGGGGAGGAGCCUAAAUCUCUGUCUUCUUUAGACCUGUCUAUAUUCGUCAGACCUGUCUGUCUUCUUAAGACCUGUCUGUCUUCUUUAGACCUGUCUAUAGACUCUAGACCUGUCUUUAUUAGACCGGUCUGUCCUCUUAAGAGCUGUCUGUUGGUUUUUCUUUAUAAUACAUACAUUACCAACAUGAUGUGCUUAUGUUUGAACAAUAUGUAUAUACUUCUAUUAGAAUAAAAGUAGCUAUAU
Gadus chalcogrammus (walleye pollock) is the source of this 823-nucleotide messenger RNA. It is a transcript of the gene uxt, whose product is annotated as ubiquitously-expressed, prefoldin-like chaperone. Gene Ontology annotation, molecular function: transcription corepressor activity. NCBI's taxonomy places the organism in Eukaryota, Metazoa, Chordata, Actinopteri, Gadiformes, Gadidae. Gene Ontology annotation, biological process: negative regulation of transcription by RNA polymerase II. The record is from RefSeq and is a predicted model, not a curated record. The coding region runs from base 128 to 577 and encodes 149 amino acids. The transcript is spliced from 6 exons.